Molecule: messenger RNA, 2373 nt
Organism: Dicentrarchus labrax (European seabass)
Lineage: Eukaryota; Metazoa; Chordata; Actinopteri; Moronidae
Product: receptor-type tyrosine-protein phosphatase C-like
Exons: 14
Coding region: 71-1885 (604 amino acids)
Molecular function (GO): protein binding
Source: RefSeq, a predicted model, not a curated record
UCUCUCACCUCCACGCACCAAUUCCACUUCACCUUCAGUAACCACCCUAUCUGCCUCAACUCCACGCACAAUGACAGUAGCUCCUGUCGUGUCUUCAACCACCCAAACAACUGCCCACAUACCUCCACUCACCUCGCAGACCCUCACCUCAGAGUCCUCAAAUCAGACACUCAGUUCAAACACCACGUCUGCCUCUCCUCUUCCUGCAAACACCUCAUCCUCACCCACAGACACUUCAACCAGCAGGGAACCAGACUCUCAAACAAACCAAACUCACAAUGCGACCUCGCCUCCAACCACUGCGCCCAACACCACAGUCAUUACAACCAUCCCAGCCAGCACACCAGCCCCUCCACCUCCACAGUGUGAUUACACUGUUGUACCGAUCAAGUUUGGCCUCGAGAUUACAUUGACCAAAGGAUCUACUGCUGGUAACUACAUCAUAAAGGUAAAAGAAGGCAGACUAGAGAAAGAAACGACAAUCAUCCAUCAGGACUCCAAUCAAACCUCAUCACAUAACAUCAAACACCUGAAGCCCUGUACUGCAUAUGAGCACAGUGUGGCAUUUAUUGAUAGUACUGGAGAGCAAACAACCUGUAACAGCACUGGAAAUGAAACUAUAACAACACCUGGAAUGAAGGAAACGGACAUUGAUGAUGUCAGCUGCAUCCCUGGAUAUGUUUGUUACCGGAGUGAAUGGAACAUCAGGUCUUCAUUUUCAACACCAAAUACUAUUCUAGCUGUGCCAUGCCAAAGUGACAGGAACGCAAUCUGCAUCAAACCUGGUUACAAUGACAUUUGCUCCGAUUUGACGACAAUCUUCACAUCAGGAAACUGUGUGAACUCUUCCUUUAUCAAAACCAAAAGCAUCAGUGUUGAUUUUUUAAAUGCAAGUGAAAUAAAUCAGGUGGCUCCAACUGGACUUCCUGUGGAAAUAAAACCAACAUUACCUCCAAACUGUUAUCUCACUGUUGAUUACACCUGUCAGGAAAAUGGAAAUCCCAACAACACCAAGCAAUUGUCGGAGCUGGAGCCGUUCACAGACUACAGCUGUACUGGUCAGAUCAAGAACAUCAUUGAUGUCAUCAUAACAAACACACCUGCUAUCAAGUUCAGCAUUGAGUGUGAUAUUGAAAUAAUAACUGACCGAAGUAUGAAACCAACCGAUACCUCCUUUAAUCUGAGUUGGACCACAACCAGUGAGAACUGUAAAGAUCUUCCCAAUCUUCCGAAGCUUUCUUAUCACUGCAGUUGUGGGACGAAACACAGUGGCCAACGACAAGCUACAGUUAACAAACAAGGAGGAACAUGUACUUUUACUGGACUGGAAGCAUUCACCGUCUAUACCUGUAAAGUCCAACCCACCUACAACAACAAGGACGUUGGCCGAUCAACUGAAAUUAGACCGAAAACUGACAUUGGAGUACCAACAGAAGUUACUAACCUGAAGGUGGAUCUUGUGGAGCAUAAUGUGAUUAAAGUAACCUGCCAUACUGUAAACAAUUUUAAUGGACCUAAGAAGAUAUACAUUGCAUGUCUUAAUGAUUGUCAUGACAAGAACCUUAAACAAGAAAAGAAUAAAUGUGAAUUUGAAUUCAAAGAUCUAAGCUACUUAACAACCUACAAAGUGAAGGUGACUGGUUUCAAUGGAAGAAGGGAGAGCAAACCAGUGAUGAAGGUCAUUGACACUUCAUAUAAUGACAAAGCUCUGAUUGGGUCUCUGGUCUUCCUCAUCAUCCUCAUACCUGUGGCUCUGCUUUUCUACAAGAUUUACAUUCGGAAGUGCAGAAAGUCCCAUGAUGUGAACGACGACAUGAUGCUUGACUCAGAAGCCAUUUAUGUCAAUGCACGACCUCCAGGAUGGCGUCAUAGAGAAGCUCGCUGAUGAAGAAGGUUUAAUGGAGCUGCCUACCAAAUCAUCAUUUACUCCUUCUGCUUGUGUUGUUCAGCAUGUAGUAGGUCUUUUUGACAUCUUAGAAAUUACUCUAAAAUGUAAUUAUCUUUUGUUAUCAGCUAAUAGCUCCAAUAUUAUGCUUGUGUUUGUUUUAGUUAUAGCGUGUCUGUCGCGUUGAUGUGCACAUUGUAAUAUGUAAGAAACCAGCCUGCUUUUAUUCCCAUGUCAUCAAAUACCAAGUUUUGUCAUGCCCCUCAACUACGGUUUCCCCCACCAUUAAAAACAUGCACGUUAGCUUAAUUCUCAAGUCAGUGCCUUUGAUCAAGGUACUUGCUUAGAUGGAGUUGGUCCCCUGGCACUGUACAGCGGCAGCCCACUGCUCAUUGUACUUAGGGAGGGUUAAAUGCAGAGGAUGAUGUGUUGAACUGUAUGACUGUACAGUAUUUGUAAUAAAAAUAAGUUCUAUUCUAUUUAACAAA